Molecule: messenger RNA, 7049 nt
Organism: Vespa crabro (European hornet)
Lineage: Eukaryota; Metazoa; Arthropoda; Insecta; Hymenoptera; Vespidae
Gene: AdamTS-A
Product: A disintegrin and metalloproteinase with thrombospondin motifs 9
Exons: 31
Coding region: 719-6286 (1855 amino acids)
Biological process (GO): extracellular matrix organization; proteolysis
Cellular component (GO): extracellular matrix
Molecular function (GO): metalloendopeptidase activity; zinc ion binding
Source: RefSeq, a predicted model, not a curated record
CUCUCUUUCUUUUCCUGUCUCUCUUUCUCUCUCUCUCUCUCUCUCUCUCUCUCUCUCUCUCUCUCUCUCUCUCACAUAAGAGCAAGACAUUCCAACACUGUGUAAACUUUCGACACGGUCUCUUCAAGUGUAUUCUCAUCUCCUAGCUUGAUUCUGUGAGAUUUAUUCAGAGAGAAUGGAUGAUUCAACGUUGCCACGAGAUAACAGGAAGACGAAAGGAUCUUCGUAAAUUGAAAAGUAUAAGAGACGGAAGAAACGAAGAAACAAGGAAAUAGACAAAGGAAAAAGAAGAAAAAAAAGAGAAAGAGAGAGAGAGAGAAAGAGAGAGAGAAAAAGAAGAAGAUUUUAAUUAAAAGAAGAAGAAAAAUCGCAAGGACGAGAGAUAAAAUAACAUUUCCUUAUCCCUUUGAAAGUUUCUCACAAGUAUAGAAAUAAAAUGAAUUAGAAGGGAAGGAAAUGAAUCGAUCGAUCGGAUCUCUUUCGAAGCGAUGUCAGAGAUCGAAAGUUGUAACGUUGACGAUCAUCGGACGUCUAUGACGAUAACAAAGGGAAAGAAAAAUUCUCGAUAGAUCGAUAUAAACGCACACACGUACACACGUGUGCAAGAAGUGUUCAUCGUUGACCCUACACCCCCUUUCUUCCUCCUUUUACGUGAUCGAUAAAUCCGACGAAUUCGUGAUCGAAUUAUUUUGAAUGUUGAUCGUCGUUCUAACGACUAAUGUGUACAAGUUUAAGACUCGCCGAAAUGUCGCGUAUUUCUAAUCGUGCCGUUAGCACGAUAGCCGCGUCUAUCGGUAUCCUAUUAUUAGUGAUAUUCUUGGUGAUUUUAUGGACUGGUUCAUGGAACACACGUGUUAUCGAGAAAACCAACAAGGAAGUAAUUGGGUACGGGAUGAGUAGUAAUUCGAGCGAACGGUCGAUUAGUGUUUUCCAUUUGAUCGAAGAAGAUACGAAAGCAUUGAAUACAACGAUAAACGAGAAGACAACAACUACCACCACCACCACCACGACCAUAACCACCACCUUCAUCAAUGAACAGUCGACCAAAGACAGAAUGGAAGGAAGAAAAUAUAACGACAGUAUGCCAGACGUUUUACCUACGACUAAAGGUGACUUGGAAUAUAUCGUACCAAUGAAAAUCAGUCAAAAUCAAUACGAAGAUCCGCCCGAUCCUUUUACAACGGCAAAGAGACAUCACAGUGGACAUUUUCGACAUGCAACAGCAAAAGUAUGGGAUCCACAUCCACAAUACGAAUUCACAGCUUUCGGAAAGUUCUUUCGUUUGAGGUUAUCUCACGACACGAGCUUUAUAUCACCGGAUAUGAAGGUAACACAUAUAAGUGCAAACACAAGUAGAAAAGUGCAUCCUGGUCAUCAGUUGGAUUGUUUCUACAGUGGAUACAUUGAAGGUGAUCCAUAUUCAAUAGUUGCUGUUAAUCUCUGUCAUGGAAUGACGGGCCAUAUGAGAACUUCGAGCGGAAGUUACUUCAUUAAACCGGCCGAGCAUUGGCGCGAGAACGAGAAGGACUCAAUGAUGGUAUCCUCUUUGCAGCAUGCUAUCUACCGGGUCCGUCCUCCCGCUGAAUCAAAUUCGUCCAACGAAAUUGACGAGGAUAUUUCUGACGGUGUUCGCAACUGUGCUGUCAUUGAUUACGGUACAGAUGAGACACCGGUGUUAUUGACGGACGACAGUUCCGGGGAAAAGAUUUACGUUGAUGAUCGUAAGCGAGAACGUAGAUCGUUAACGGUGAAAACGUCGAUGGAUCAUUUUGAAGAGGAUUACGAUGGUAAUAGGAAGAUGAAAAGAGAGGAAGAUUACGCGGAAGAGGAAUACAAGCAGUUCGUUGGUCAUAGAGAGCAUCGUAAUUCUCUUCGAGACGGACGGUAUUACUCCGUCGAGCGCAGACGAAAUUAUCCAAAGGAUACGUACCUACAGGACUCAGAAAUGGAAUUGGAUCCUUUCGUUGCAGGAAGACCGCAACGUGCAUUACCACGAGAAUAUUUCAUUGAGAUUCUGGUAGUGGCAGAUAAGAAAAUGACCGAGUAUCAUGCCGACAAUCUGGAUAGUUAUAUUUUGGUAUUGAUGAGUACGGUAUCCCGAAUUUACAAGGAUCGAUCUAUUGGAAAUCCUGUUAGCAUAUUCGUUACAAAGAUCACACACGCUGACAUAGUAUUUGGUAAAGGUUACGAUGAAAAUUACGAGAUAACUGCUAUAGAUAUGUUGAAUCAAUUUUGUCGUUGGCAAAAAAUCAACAAUCCUGAUAAACCAUCACCGGAACAUCACGACGUGGCCCUGCUUCUUACCAGACAGAACCUAUGCCUUAAUCCUGGUGGAAAACGUUGCGAUACACUUGGACUUGCCGAGUUAGGCAAAAUGUGUUCUCCAGAUGCGUCCUGUGCAAUAGUACAGGACAAUGGUUUGGCCGCAGCGUUUACUAUUGCACACGAGAUUGGCCAUGUUUUGAACAUGCCGCACGACAACGAUUCGAAAUGCGAUGAAUUUCGAAAUCAUUCGAGGAUACAUAACGUCAUGUUUAGGAUGUUGGACGACGAGACCUUCCCUUGGGAAUGGUCUAAAUGUUCUCGCCAUUAUGUUACAGAAUUUCUCGAAACGGAUCGUGCCAAUUGCCUUUUGGAUGAGCCCAGCAAGAGCAUACAAAAGCCGGAUGCCGCACGACUCCCGGGAAUCGAUUAUUCUCAGAACAAACAAUGCGAACUGGUCUUCGGUCCAGGAUCGAAGAUUUGCCAUGACAUGGUGAGUAAUGUGUGCAGGACACUAUGGUGUACCGCUCCAAGGUGGGGAGGUAAGUGCCGUACAGAAUAUACACCAUGGGCCGAUGGUACGAGCUGUGGUGAAGGGAAAUGGUGUCAACGUGGCGAAUGCGUAUCCAAAAAGGAUUUAAAUCCAGUUAACGGAGAGUGGAGUGAUUGGGGCCCUUAUGGGAAAUGUUCACGCACCUGCGGUGGUGGCAUUAGGAAGAGAUAUCGCGAAUGCGAUAAUCCACCACCACAAAAUGGUGGAAAUUAUUGCAUCGGUGAGCAAGUCAAUUACGAGAGCUGCGGUACCGAGGAAUGUCCACCUGAUAGUCGAGAUUUUAGGGAACAACAGUGUCAAGAAUACAAUAACAAUAAUCUCAACAUACAGGGUCUAGCGAGGGACGUAAAAUGGCAUGCGAAAUAUACUCGAAUACAACCGGAAGAUCGUUGCAAGUUGUAUUGCCAAGUAGAGACCAAUCAGUAUUACAUGCUUCGCGACAAAGUGAUCGACGGUACGCCCUGCGGACCCGACACCUUUCAUCUCUGCGUAAACGGUCGUUGUAAACCCGCAGGAUGCGAUAACGUUUUAAAUUCGACAGCAGAACUCGACACCUGUGGGGUAUGCCGUGGUGACAAUUCAACCUGCCAAAGAAUAAAUGGUUCUUACAAUGUAACCGCAUACGGUUAUAACAGAGUUACUAAGAUACCAGCUGGUAGUAGCAAUAUCGAUAUAAGACAACACGGAUGGUUCGAAUUUCAUUAUGACAAUAAUUAUCUCGCUUUACGCCUUGGAGAAAAUGGGAAGUAUAUAUUAAAUGGAAAUUUCGUGAUAAUGCAUCAAAAAGUUGUUGUAUUUCCUGGAGUUACGAUAGAAUACAGUGGACCAAAGUCGAUCGUCGAGAGAUUGAAUAGUUCACGACCGAUUAGUACAGAUUUGAUUUUAGAAGUAUUAUCAGUAGGAAUGUUGCAUCCACCUCAGAUAACUUACGAGUAUACUGUACCGAAAAAAAUAUUGAACAGUUAUAAAUGGGUAUUGCGCGAUUGGUCCCAAUGUAAUCGUAUGUGUCAAGGUACAAAAUAUCGUAAAGCCGAAUGUAGAAGUACGAAGCACGAGGAUGUCGUCACUGACGAUUAUUGUCCUAUAGAGGAUAAGCCAAGGGAAGAAAGUCAAAUGUGUAAUGGACAUUGUAUGUUACAAUGGCAAAUCACGUCUGAAUCGGAAUGUUCGAGUCAUUGUGGUCCAGGAACUCGUACAAUUACGUCACGAUGCGUACAAAUACUUUUGUAUUCGAAUCGUUCAUUACGUUCAUUACCUGUACACCUGUGUUCUCAUUUGGAAAGACCUAACGAAUUGGAACCAUGCGAAGGACCUUGUAAUGAUGUUCAUUGGAAAUACAGUGAAUGGGGAACGUGCAGCGUCACAUGUGGAGGUGGUAUUCAAUAUAGAAUGGCAACCUGCGUUGAUUCGAACGAUAGACAAGUAUCGGACGAUACUUGUGCAGGUCAAAAGGCACGAUUAAAAAAUAUCUGCGGACAAGAGGCUUGUCCAAAAUGGGCAUUCGGUGAAUGGAGCAAAUGCUCGGUGACCUGUGGCAUUGGAGAACGUCAUAGGGCUUACUGGUGUCACGUUGAAAAUCGUAUCGUACCUCAUAGCAAUUGCAACGGGACUUUCCAAUUGUCGGUUAAGGAAAUAUGCGACGCUGGUCCUUGUUACUCUUGGCAAACUACCAAUUGGAGUCCGUGUUCGGUAACCUGUGGAGAAGGAAUACAAACGAGAAAUGUUGUUUGUAAAGGUACAGAUGGUUCGACCAAUGAUAAAUGUUUGUCAUCGAAUAAACCAGAAGAUCAAACUUCCUGUGUAUUAAAACCUUGUCUUACAGGGACAAAUCCAAUUAUAUAUUCUAAUCCACCGCAUGAAGAAUCCUAUCCUCAGGACAAUGAGAUUGAUAGCAAUGGUAUUACUUUUCGUUCAGUUUAUCAAUGGAUUACUGGACCCUAUGGAAAGUGUUCGAAACCAUGCAAUGGUGGGAUCAUGACAAGGCUAGUAAAAUGUGUAUCGACUGAGACAAAUGCAUAUGUUCAUGAAAAUUAUUGCAAUUCUAAUGAACAACCAAUCAACAUGAUGACCUGUAAUAGUCAUCCAUGUGCUAUCUGGAACAAUGGGGAUUGGAGCGAGUGCAGCGUUACAUGUGGCAAUGGAAUUCAACGUCGACAAGUACGAUGUCAAAGUACAUGGGGUGAAGUUUUACCGGACAAGGAAUGUUCGAGUAAUGAGAAGCCUAAAGUCUCCAAGGAUUGUCGUAAAUCUUGUCUUACGAAUAACAAUCAGAAGAAUCAGAAUAAUUAUCAUUUCGAAGCUAACAUCGUUCGUAAAUGGAAGAUAUCCAAUUGGACUACCUGUACAAAAUCAUGCGGCGGUGGAAUAAAAAGACGAAGAGUGGAAUGCAUGAUGAGCAGAGGAAAGGACGGACCAGAAGUACCAGUGAACGACGAGCAAUGCACUAAACUAGCUGGCCUAGAAAAGCCAAGAUCUCAGAGACAGUGUCAACGUAUUCCAUGCGAUUAUUCUUGGCAAGAGGGCACCUGGUCGGAGUGUUCAGCAGAAUGUGGCAAUGGCGUGCAACGACGUAACGUAACGUGUCAUCGAGUUAAUCAUUAUGGUUGGACAGAUCCAACAACGACCGAAGGUUGUCCGAUGAAUAAGAAACCUGAAACCGAACGAAUGUGUAAAUUACGUGAAUGUAAUGAUAAAUUUUAUUGGAAAAUUAGCAGUUGGAAGAAAUGCGAUCAAUCAUGCGGACGUAAGGGUAGACAAGAACGUAAAGUAUUCUGUGUUAACAAAGCCGGUAGAACUGUAUCGAAAUCAAAAUGUCCCGAGGAUUUUAGACCAAAAAAGAGACGCAGGUGUAAUCAACGAAAAUGUAGCCCAUUAACUUGUCUCGAGGCAAGGAAACGUUUCUCAACUACCAAGGACGGAGAGUAUCCUCUUAAUAUAGGUGGAAAAACAAUGUCGAUUUAUUGUCACGAAAUGUCGACUUUCAAGCCACGAGAAUAUUUAACAUUAACGGCUGGGGAUCAAGAAAAUUAUGCUGAAAUAUAUGAUAAGAGGCUAAAGGAUCCAGAAACGUGUCCUUUCAAUGGAGAAAGAAACGACAGCUGUAAAUGUUUCGCCAAUGAUGGAACAAUAUCGGGUAUAACAAUGUUCAAAAGAGUACGUUUGGAUCCUAUCAAAUUAUAUAUUAUAGCUGACGAUUAUACGUUCUCUCAAACGAAAGGAUUGCAUCGUGUAGAAUUUGGUAAAGCCGGAGAUUGCUAUAGUACUCAAAAUUGUCCGCAAGGUCGUUUCAGCAUUAACUUAAGUGGCACACACUUGAGUUUGUCUAAAGAAGUUACAUGGACUAUGUCAACGUCUAGAACGUUUUACUCGAUCAAUAGAAUAAAUGAUCAACAAGUUGUUGGUAAAUGCGGUGGUUAUUGUGGAUUUUGUGUACCGAAGAUGGGCUUGAAAUUAGACGUUUUACCUCCUUAGCUAGUAAAACACUUGGUUUGAUUACUUGAUACAGUUUCAAGGAAAAACUGGAGAGAUUUCAAAAAGUCUUCCAAAAUGGAGAAGUGCCUCUGAAAAAGAAUAAUUGGGCAUAUCAUUUGACCAAGAGUUGCCUGAGAAUGAUUAUUUCUUCUUAUCGCCCUAUUUUUUUUUUUUUUUUUUUAAUAUAAUUUUUCUUUUUUUUUUGACCUUUUUCAUUGGCUAACACGCAUUUUGAUGAAAAUCCAGCAACAAAAGGGUGAAAGAAGAAUAAUUGAGAAGACUUACGUCACAAAAGAAAAUAAAACAAAUCUAAUAUAUAUAUAUAUAUAUAUAUAUAUAUAUAUAUAUAUAUAUAUAUAUAUAUAUAUGUAUGUAUGUAUAUAUAUAAAAGUAUAGGAGCGCUUUUUUCGAAGCAUCGUCAUUUUUAGUUAUCUAUCGUUUUGCCAAAGAACUGGAGAAAAAGAAAAGAAAAAAAAAAAUGGAUAACGACGUAAACAACAAGUACACAUAUGCGUCAUCAUCAUGACUAGGGAAUCAUUAAAAUCAUUUUCAUCGGUAUAUAUAAAUAGAUUGAGGGACUUAAUAACAAUCAAUCGUCACUGCCUCAAAUUUUAAAUCGUUCCUUUUGAAAAACGAAUUGUCCGUAUGCUCUCUCUCUCUCUCUCUCUUUCUCUCUCUCUCUCUCUCUCUCUCUCUCUCUCUCUGUCUCUCUCUCUUUCUCGUAUGCAAAGAAAAGGAAGAAGAAAAAAUAAAUAAACAAACA